AGUUUGGGGAACUAGUGCCAGUCCAACAUAUUUUCAGAUAUUUGCUUUGCUGUUGUUUCUCAAUUUUAAGUUUUCAACACAUACCUGAAAAAGUCUCAGGAAUCUGUUCUGUGCAAGUUAGUCAUCCCAGAAGAGUGACAUUUCGGAACUGUAUGCCAAAGGAAAUGUUUCUUCUAUGUGAGCCAAUAAAAGAAAAAAGAAAGCCUGCUCAACACCUGUAAGGAGAUGGCUAUUAUAUGGAAAUCUGAAGAACUGCUAUAUAGCACAUUCAUGCUCCAAGUGCCAAAGGAGCAAAUGUUGUGAUGUUCCAGAAGGCCUUACAAUAGUGUAAACAAAAGGAGAAAGUUUAUAUCAACUUUUCAUUUGUGUUUGCAUAUUGGACUUCCAUGUAUUUGCUGUAGACAAAUCCAAGUCAAAUAUGCAGCUAAUUGUUUGAAACAUUCCAAAGUCAUCCAUAGAGGCUAUAGAUGUGGCAAAAAGAUUACUUUUCACUUAAUCUCUUCAAACUAUUGGCCAUCCUGCUUGUUGAAAGAGCAGUUGUUAAUUGUGAAUUUACAUUUUGAAUCAUUAUUAGGCAAGGUCAGUUUCUCUAGAAAGAAUCAUGCUUGCUAAUGAUACCUGUAACAGGACAGAUGGUGACAAUACAGAUUUCCGGUACUUUAUUUAUGCAGUGACAUACACUGUCAUUCUUGUGCCAGGUCUCAUAGGGAACAUAUUAGCCUUGUGGGUAUUUUAUAGUUACAUGAAAGAAACCAAACGGGCUGUCAUAUUUAUGAUUAAUUUAGCAAUUGCUGAUCUAUUACAAGUUCUUUCUUUGCCGCUGAGGAUCUUUUACUAUUUGAACCAUGACUGGCCAUUUGGGCCUGGCCUUUGCAUGUUCUGUUUCUAUCUGAAGUAUGUUAAUAUGUAUGCCAGCAUCUACUUCUUGGUCUGCAUCAGUGUGCGACGAUUUUGGUUUCUCAUGCACCCCUUUCGCUUCAUUGACUGCAAACAAAAAUAUGACUUGUACAUCAGCAUUGCUGGCUGGUUGAUUAUCUGUCUUGCCUGUCUACUCUUUCCUCUUCUCAGAACCAAUGAGGAUACACCAGGCAGCAGAACCAAAUGCUUUGUGGAUCUUCCUACUAGGAAUGUCAAUCUAACCCAGUCUGUUGCCAUGAUGACUGUUGGUGAAUUAAUUGGGUUUGUUACUCCUCUUCUGAUUGUCCUGUACUGUACCUGGAAGACAGUUUUAUCACUUCAAGAUAAACAUCCCAUUACUCAAGACCUUGGAGAGAAAAAGAAAGCCUUGAAGAUGAUUCUAACGUGUGCAGGGGUAUUCCUAAUUUGUUUUGCUCCAUAUCACUUCAGUUUUCCUUUAGAUUUCCUGGUCAAGUCCAAUGAAAUUAAAAGCUGCCUAGCUAGGAGAGUGAUUCUAAUAUUUCAUUCUGUGGCUCUGUGUCUUGCUAGUCUGAAUUCAUGCCUUGACCCAGUCAUAUACUAUUUCACCACUAAUGAAUUCCGAAGACGUCUUUCGAGACAAGAUUUGAAUGAUAGCAUCCAACUCCAUACAAAAUCAUUUGUGAGUAACCACACCACUUCUAACAUGGCAACUGAAUUAUGCUAGAUUAAAAAAAAAACUGAAUGUGGCUUGGAAUGCAAGUACAUCAAAAUACAUCUGCAACACCCAAAGCAAUGUAGAAAUGUUCCCUGGAAGCAUUCAUAACUUUUCAGUUAUGUUCUGUCUUACUUGUUUGGGCAUGCACAUCUUUAUAACACAACCUAUUUGGAGCAUUAUGGUCAACCAUCAUUGAUGUUAAUAUGUCCAAAUAGUAAUUUGUCAUCAAUCUUAAAAAGAUUUAAAAACUAUAAUAUUUCAAUUAAUUUCUAUACACACAUUCUCUCAACAAGAGUCUUAAUCUGUGAACUCAGGUUACAAAGAGAUGACUAGCUUGGAGUCACCAUAAGCACUUAGCUAAUAUGGACAGUGAACAUCGCUUUUCAGAGGAAGUAUAGUCUAUUUACAGUAAUGAUCACAGUUUACAUUCCAACAUAUUUUGGUUGGAUUUCAAGUAGGAUAGACAACAUAAUAUUCUGUGUAAACAAAAUGUUAUAAACAUAGGAUCACUUUUAUCUCCCAUAUGUGAUUACAGUCCAUGGUUUGAAGAUACAAAUAACCAUUUUCAUCAUUCAGUGUCAAUGUGAAACAUCAUUUGUCCUACAUAUUUGUUGAUUGAAACUCUGGUUAGCUUAAACUAACAAUAAUAUACAGAUUCACAUCAAGAACCCUCUAUGACUAUAUAAAAUGCUAGACUGAAUCUACCCAGGGCAAGUAGCUAUCCCGAGUCUACCCACAAUGACCCCAAAGGCCUUUAGGCUGAGGAAAAAGCAGAUUUAUCAAAAUCAUACUUCUACCUUUCUUCAAGUAUUUCUGAAGAACACUUCUGGAGAUACAUAAGCCUUCCAAGGUACAAGGUUUUUCAUUAUAUCUCUAUAAUGACACUUAGGUAACUCUGACAAGUUACUGCACUUUCUGAGCCUAUGGAAGAAAUAGUGCAUUAAGUAAUCAUGAAGUUUAAGCCAGAGUGAAAAGAUAAAGCAAAGUCAAGUCUACCUGUUAUAAAUGAUCCCAACAUUGUAUUUAUUACUUCAAUUAGGUGGCUUCUGUCAUGCCAUUUUCACAAGGCAGGACAGAUUUGGAAGAACUCAGUUCUGUGAAUCUUCAAACUUAAUUUGAUUUUUUUCUAGUUCAGCUUUUCUGUAGUCCUACCAUUGUGAGCUCUACACACCUUACCUCCCAACAAGUGGAAAGAAUAAUUCCUUCUCCUUUGAAGGAAAGUGCAAAAGAACAUUUUGGGAGCUGUGUACAUCCUUUAUAAUACCUUACCUGCUACACAUUUGAUAUUCUUCUGCAAGACAAAUUUGAGGGAUGAAUAAUAAUUAAAUCUGAGGUUUUAAAAUAGUAGGAUACUCCAAAACAUGUUUCAGCAAAAAGCUCCAACUUCUCAAAAAGGCUGUAUUUAGAAUCUGUGGGCUAUAUAAUGAAGACAUGGUCCAGUUUUCAUCCAGAAGGAAUGUAAGAACCAAACAAGGUUUUUUAUUUAUUUAGAGGAAGAGGUAGUUUAAGAACACAGGAUAUUAAUAUAUUUGAGGGGAGAAAAUGUGUGAAAUCAAAGUAAAUUCUAAUACUUAAGAAUAUUGAUUUGCUUGAAAUAACACUGUUAGAAAA
Messenger RNA from Perognathus longimembris pacificus (Pacific pocket mouse), 3205 nucleotides. RefSeq names its product G protein-coupled receptor 174 (gene Gpr174). NCBI's taxonomy places the organism in Eukaryota, Metazoa, Chordata, Mammalia, Rodentia, Heteromyidae. Bases 602 to 1603 code for a protein of 333 amino acids. Gene Ontology annotation, cellular component: membrane. Gene Ontology annotation, molecular function: G protein-coupled receptor activity. The record is from RefSeq and is a predicted model, not a curated record. The transcript is spliced from 2 exons. Gene Ontology annotation, biological process: positive regulation of Rho protein signal transduction; phospholipase C-activating G protein-coupled receptor signaling pathway.